UGGUCGGUAGGCGGUCGGUCUCUACCGGAAUUCGAAUUCUGAGGGAACGCGUUCAAACGGUCCCAACAAGCUAAAUGGGGGAUCAUUAUUCGUUUCACUGGCCGCCAGUCGUGAACACGUCGCUCCGAAGACGCCGUUACUCCUCGGUAAAUUCGAUCGCGAGUUCAAGCCGAAGAAACUACCGAAAGGGUUCCGUUCCGAAUUCUUAGCCCUAGAAGUGAUAGUAGUUCUACAGCACCUGCUGACGUUCAAACGGUUGACCCAAGAGAAUGCCGACAGCGCGGGAGCAGUUCUUUAACGCCGGCGACGGUGUCGCUGGCAUCGGUCUCGGGAUAGAGAUUGGAGAAGCCGACUCUGGAAGAGUCUACAACGCCACCACAGUGCCGAUGACCAGUGCGAGCAGCUGGCGGAAUGGUCAGACCAGCACAGCCACCAGCACGACUUUCUCGUCUGCACCCACUUCCGCUCCGAGUCCACCUCAAGUGGCUUACAGCAAUGGGGCAGCGGCCAUCAAGCAGCCGCCUCUGGAGUCUGUGGCCGAGGAGGAGGUGCACUUCGACACGGAUGCCCUCAACAACUUGCCCGCACGCGAGCCUGUGGACAUUGAGUUCAAGGAGCUGUCGCUGACUGUGAACUUGGGCUUCAACCGAGGAUCUAAGGAAAUCUUACACAAUGUCUGUGGAAAGUUUCCUGGGAGUCAGCUUAUUGCCAUUAUGGGUCCCUCGGGAGCGGGAAAGUCCACUUUGCUGGAUGCUCUUUCCGGUUUCAAGACCACCGGCGUGGAUGGAUCCAUACUGCUGAAUGGUCGACGACGCGACUUGCCAUCCUUCCGUCGUAUGUCCUGCUACAUAACACAGGAUGAUCGUCUUCAGCCCCUGUUGACGGUGAACGAGAACAUGCAUAUAGCCGCCGACCUGAAAUUGGGCCAUACCGUAAGCUACGAGGAGAAGGAGAGCCGGAUCGAAGAUAUUCUGCUGCUCUUGGGUCUGUACGAUCACGACCAGACACUUACAUUGCGCCUGUCAGGUGGUCAGAAGAAGAGGCUAUCCAUUGCAAUGGAGCUGAUCAACAAUCCCACUGUGAUGUUUCUAGACGAGCCCACCACUGGUUUGGACAGCAGCUCCUGCACCAAGGUCCUCGAGCUGCUCAAGAAGCUUACAACCCAGGGCCGUACCAUUAUAUGCACAAUCCACCAGCCCACGGCCAAGCUAUUCCAGAUAUUCGAUCAGGUCUACGUUUUGUCGGCAGGCAACUGCGUCUACCAGGGUGGCACAGAGAAGCUGGUGCCUUUCCUCCAUGCCGUGGAUCUGCCUUGCCCCAUGUACCACAAUCCGGCGGAUUAUAUCAUCGAACUGGCCUGCGGGGAGUACGGCUAUGACAAGAUAGACACACUCAAAAGUGCCACGGAGAACGGGAGCUGUCUGACAUGGUUUAACAAUCCCAGUGCGGUGUUGCGCUCCGAAGCCUUGAUGCGAAAGUAUCCCAUUCCAAAGCGCACCAAGAGCGACUCCCUGGAAGACACCAGCUACGCGAACCAGUGCUCGGUGCUGCUGCGGAGAGGCUACAUCAAGGCGCGGCGGGAUACGACCAUGACACAUCUCCGCAUCGGAGUCAACAUAGCUGUGGCCCUGCUGUUCGGCGCCAUGUACGAUCACACGGGUCGCGAAGGAUCGCGGGUCUUGGAUAAUUACAAUUUACUAUUUGCCAUAUUGAUGCACCACUCGAUGACCACGAUGAUGUUGACAGUUCUGACCUUCCCUAUUGAGAUGUCCAUUCUGAUAAAGGAACAUUUCAACCGCUGGUACUCCAUGAAAGCCUACUAUACUGCCAUGACCCUAGUGGACCUCCCCAUAUCGAUCAUCAGUUGUUUCCUCUUCACCUCAAUCGUUUAUCUGUGGAGCUACCAGCCGAUGGAGUGGGUUCGCUUCUGGAUGUUCUUUGCCAUUAGUUUGCUGACAGUCUUUGUGGGCCACAGUUUUGGCCUGAUGAUAGGUGCCUGGUUUGAUGUGGUGAAUGGGACAUUCUUGGCGCCUGUGCUUACCAUUCCCAUGAUGAUGUUUGCUGGCUUCGGAGUGACGUUACGUGACCUCCCCAGCUACUUGCGAUGGGGCAGUCACAUAUCCUAUUUGAGAUAUGGGCUGGAGGGCUUCAUAUCUGCCAUAUACGGACUAGAUCGGGGAGUUCUAGCGUGCAAUGAGGCCCCAUAUUGCCACUACAGGUAUCCAAAGAAGUUUCUGGAGGAGAUUACGAUGUCUGGUGAUCAGUUCUGGAAUGACGUUAUUGCCCUGAGUGCCAUGAUCCUCAUAUUCAGGUUCCUUUCCUAUAUCGUGCUCAAGGCCAAGAUUAAAUCCAUCCGAUGA
This is a messenger RNA of Drosophila miranda, 2360 nucleotides long. Its product is annotated as ATP-binding cassette sub-family G member 4. The coding region runs from base 270 to 2360 and encodes 696 amino acids. Gene Ontology annotation, cellular component: plasma membrane. Gene Ontology annotation, molecular function: ATP hydrolysis activity; ABC-type transporter activity; ATP binding. The transcript has 10 exons. NCBI's taxonomy places the organism in Eukaryota, Metazoa, Arthropoda, Insecta, Diptera, Drosophilidae. The record is from RefSeq and is a predicted model, not a curated record.